Brugia pahangi is the source of this 1035-nucleotide messenger RNA. Lineage: Eukaryota; Metazoa; Nematoda; Chromadorea; Rhabditida; Onchocercidae. The record is from the annotation of a GenBank genome assembly.
AUGAUAAGUGAUACAGAAGGUGAAGGGUCAUCACAAAAUUUAAGUAUGAAGAAACGAAAUCAGUCUAAUCGAAAGGAACGACGACGUAAUGAAGAGAUGAAUCUUGCAUAUGCUCGAUUACAACGUUGUGUACCACAUAUACCGCAUGAUCAGAAAUUAGCUAAAAUUAAAACUUUACGACUUGCUAUGCUUUACAUUAAGCAUUUAGAAGCAGUAGUAGAUGGAUCUGUUCGGAUUCGCUCUUCAUCAUCACACGAAUUAAGACCGCUUGAAGUGGAAGAUUUUGCAUCAAUUGCAAUGGCUGAAAUACAAGCAAGAAAUAAUUACAAGGAUCUAGCAGAGAAGGAAUUGCAACGUGGCGUUCGAACGGAAGAUAUUUGUCGACAAACUGUACCAGAACGUUACGCACUGCAGGAAAAAACGACGCAAAAUCAUUUCUCAUCAAUUAUACGAUCUUCAGUAAUACUUCAUAAUAAUAAUGCUACUUCUUCCACGUUUAUUCAUAAUAACGGAAUCUCUCCGACAGUAAUUUCUAAUAACGGAAUCUCUCCUGCAGUAAUUUCGAAUAAUGGAAUCUCUCCGACAGCAAUUCAUAAUAACGGAAUGUCUCCGACAGUAAUUUCUAAUAGCAGAAUCUCUCCAACAGUAAUUCAUAAUAACGGAAUCUCUCCCACAGUAAUUCAUAAUAACGGAAUCUCUCCGACAGCAAUUCAUAAUAACGGAAUGUCUCCGACAGUAAUUUCUACUAAUGGAAUAUCUCCGACGAUAACUCAUAAUAGUGAUAAUAAUAAUGAUAAUAAUCAUGAUACCGCAAUGUCGACUACAGUAAUUCCUAGUAAUGGAACGCAGCGGGCAAUAAUUCAUAAUACUGCUGCGGCCACUUCAACAGUAAUCCGUAAUAACGCAACUUCGCCAACCGUAAUUUCUAGUAAUGCAACAUCACCGCCAGUAAUUCAUGAUAAUUCAUCUCAGGUUUCAUCGUUUUCUGGACAAUCUGUCGCAAAUAAUUUAAAUUAUUUUUCUUUUCCUAAUUAA